CUCGACCAUUGUCACUCCCUCUCCUGGCUUGUCCCCAAGAGGUGAAAAGAUGGCGACAGAAAACAUCUCAGAAAGCAACGAGGGAAAUGCGGCUCUUCUGCAGAAGGACUCAGGCGAGGACGAGAGAGAGCGACAUGACAUUGUCGUCAAAGCAAAGGAAUCAAAGUUAACACUAUACCACUGGACGCAGUCGUUUAAUUCACAGAAGGUGCGUCUGGCCAUAGCAGAGAAAGGUUUGCGCUGCGUCGAGUAUGAUGUGAGCUUACCACUCAGCGAGCACAAUGAGCCGUGGUUCAUGCGUCUCAAUCCCACUGGCGAGGUGCCGGUCCUGGUCCAUGAUGACAAUGUAAUCUGUGACCCCACACAGAUCAUGGACUACUUGGAGCAAAACUUCAGUGAUGAGGGCACUCCUAGACUGAUACCUGAGGAGGGAAGCACAUAUUACCACAGAGUGCAGCAUUACAGAGAGCUGCUGGACUCACUACAGAUGGAUGCCUACACCCACGGCUGCAUCCUGCACCCUGAGAUCACUGUGGAUUCGCACAUACCAGCUUAUGCUGCCACAAGCAUACGGACGCAGAUCUUAAACAUGGAGUCGGAGCUGAAGAAGCUGGCAGAAGAGAACCCGGAGCUCAAAGAUGCUUACGUAGCCAAGCAGAGGCGCUUAAAGUCCAAGUUGUUUGACCACGACAACAUGAAGUACCUGAAAAAGCUUCUGGAUGAACUAGAGAGUGUGAUGGACCAGGUGGAGACUGAGCUGCAGAGGCGGGUGGAAGAAACACCAGAAGAAAACAGUCAGUCUUGGCUGUGCGGCGAGUUCUUCAGCAUGGCCGACGUCUCCCUAGCCGUCACCCUGCACCGCCUCAAGUUCCUCGGCUUGUCCCGGCGCUACUGGGGCAACGGCAGCCGCGCCAACCUUGAGGGCUAUUACGAGCGCGUGCUGGAGCGGCCGGCCUUCAGGAGGGUGCUGGGCCAUGUCAACAACAUCCUGAUUUCGGCCGUGCUUCCCGUGGCCUUUCGCAUUGCCCGGAAGAACGCACCAGCCAUUGCCGGCACCACCGUGUUGAUCGGCGUGUUGGGCGGCGCCGUGUACCUGGCCUUUCUUUACAUGAAGAGGAGAUUGCUUCUGUCCAGUUGGGGAGGCUGGAGCUGAAUUCAUGGUGUAGCACACUCUCUGCACAUUUAAAAUAAUUGCACAUUAUACAGUACUGUGCAGAAGGCCACAGCUGGCUUUGUUGUUGUUGUUGUUUUCUACAUAGUAAAACAGCAUAUAAUAUAUUGUUUGCAGAAUUACACAGAAAGUACAAUGUAACAAAAACACACCACUCUAUUUCGAGGAUCUGCUUAAAGGUACUACUACAUAGUAGUAGUACAGUAAAUAUAUUUUAUGGAACAGUUAUAAUCAUCUGUUUACUAUACUACAGAAACCAAGAAGUAGCCCACUCACACAUAACACAAAAAUAACACACCCCAUUAUUACAACAUUGAAACAAAUCUGACUUUUGCACAGUACUCUAUGCAAUUAAAUAUAUCUUAGUGCAAAGCAGUCCACUGUAUGCAACAACAAGUGUAGUAAAAAUGCUCAAAUCAGCUGAAAAAACAACAAGCUACUUUGUGGUUAGUGAUAGGACAAACAUGUAUCAAUUUUAAUUCAAUUUAAAUGUAUCCCUGGUUUAAUUCAAGCUGAGUAUUGUUUUAACAAGCCAUAAAAAUGCACCUGAAUACACCA
Molecule: messenger RNA, 1729 nt
Organism: Nerophis ophidion (straightnose pipefish)
Lineage: Eukaryota; Metazoa; Chordata; Actinopteri; Syngnathiformes; Syngnathidae
Gene: gdap1
Product: ganglioside induced differentiation associated protein 1
Exons: 6
Coding region: 50-1153 (367 amino acids)
Biological process (GO): mitochondrial fission; mitochondrial fusion
Cellular component (GO): mitochondrial outer membrane
Source: RefSeq, a predicted model, not a curated record